UUUUCAAAGGGUUGAAAUCUGAGAGAGUCCAACCUUUUCUGAAAGUCCGUUCACACUUAAAUCAUUCUCAACCUCAUAAAAAAAAAACUCCACAAGAUCUGUUAACAUCUUGAAACCAAAAUCUACGAAUUGAUCAUCUUCAUCAGCAAUGGGAAACUGUCUAAAGCCUCUGAAAGAGCAACAACCUCCUCCUUCAAUAUCUCCCAAGCCUCUCAAUCUCAUCAAUCCUCCAACUUCUGAAGUGGAGUCAGAAAAGGAGAGUUUGAGAGAGUUCAGCUUUGCGAAAAUGAGCAAGGCAACAAAGAAAUUCAAAGAAUACAUGUGUGUAGAGAGUAAUGAUGGUGGUGGUUUUCGAACAAUCUACCAAGGCUACAUUAAUGAGACAACAUUUGCUCCAUCAAGAACUGGAAUCGCUGUUUCUGUCAUGGAAUGUUAUCAAGAUGAUACUCGGGAUAUACAAGACUGGAAGGAAGAAGUGAAGUCACUUGGAAGUAUUUCUCAUCCUAAUUUAGCAAAACUUUUAGGUUACUGUUGUGAAGAAAACAGAUCAUUCUUAGUUUUCGAAUACUUCCACAAGGGAAGUUUGGAGAGUCACAUUUUCGGAAAAGAAGGAGAAGCAUUGCCGUGGGAAAUACGCGUUAAGAUAGCCAUUGGAGCAGCUCAAAGUAUUGCGUUUCUACAUUCGGUCAAGAACACCGCACUAUAUAGAGAACUCAGAAUGUAUAACAUUUUGCUUGACGAGCACUACAACACAAAGUUGUUCUAUCUUGUAUCAAAUAAACUAUGUUUGAUAGAAGAAAGUAUCACGACUGCAUUCAUUGGAAGAACAGAAUAUGUAGCUCCUGAAUAUGUAAUCUCAGGUCAUUUGGGAAUGAAGAGUGAUGUGUAUACAUUUGGUGUGAUCUUGUUUGAGAUCUUAACUGGUUUGAAAGCUUCAGAUGGUAAAAAGAAUGAGAAACUGCAAAGCUUACAUGUCUGGACUAAACCUUUCUUGUCCGAUCAAAGUAAAAUGCGGGAAAUAAUCGAUCCUCGACUUGGGAACGAUUAUCCUGUGAAUGCAGCGAUACAGAUGGGAAAACUCAUCAAAAGAUGCAUCAAGCUGGACACUGGCAAACGACCAACGAUGCAACAAGUCUUGGAUAGGUUGAAUGAGAUAGCAGAGAUCAAAGAUUAAUAAUGCGUAGAGGUAAAAAAUGAGACUUGAAGUUGAACAAGUUUGGGGCUAAUUUAUAAUAACUCAAGUGUUUUAUUUAA
This is a messenger RNA of Camelina sativa (false flax), 1254 nucleotides long. RefSeq names its product inactive serine/threonine-protein kinase BKN2-like. Gene Ontology annotation, biological process: protein phosphorylation. The record is from RefSeq and is a predicted model, not a curated record. NCBI's taxonomy places the organism in Eukaryota, Viridiplantae, Streptophyta, Magnoliopsida, Brassicales, Brassicaceae. Gene Ontology annotation, molecular function: protein kinase activity; ATP binding.